This is a messenger RNA of Anthonomus grandis grandis, 2304 nucleotides long. RefSeq names its product obscurin-like. Gene Ontology annotation, molecular function: axon guidance receptor activity. Gene Ontology annotation, cellular component: axon; plasma membrane; neuronal cell body. The record is from RefSeq and is a predicted model, not a curated record. The transcript is spliced from 10 exons. NCBI's taxonomy places the organism in Eukaryota, Metazoa, Arthropoda, Insecta, Coleoptera, Curculionidae. Gene Ontology annotation, biological process: homophilic cell-cell adhesion; synapse organization. Bases 198 to 2243 code for a protein of 681 amino acids.
AAAUUGUCUACCGCCUAAUUUUAUCGAUUCUUUUUGGCAUAUGACCAAACUGCUCUCGUAUCGUUUAUUAUCAAUCUAAUUGUUGAAUUAAUAAAGCUUGUGGGUGAGACAAUUAUUAAUUGAACAGUAUAAUUGAAACAGUUUGUUAGCGACGGUGUGAAUCAAGAACUAUUUAAAAAAAACGCGGGUCAUUAAUAAUGUCCCACGUCGAUCUACUGAAAGAGGCAAACAAGAAAAAAGAUGGUGACCAACUGUUCAAACCUGAAGAAAACUUCCAGGCCCUUAUGGGGGACGACGAGGACACUGUAGCUUUUGUAUUCCAACAUAUCAGCUCCGAAGAUCAUCUUAUGACCUCCGUGGCCAGGACAACCAGAGGGAUUCUCAGUUUUGGUGCGAUUGUUAAGGGAGAAAUUGAUCAUCAAAGUGAUAUUUCUUUGGACAGUUCCGAUAUAUCUGAGAGAAAACCGUUUAGACAUUGGAAACCUUCCUUGGUGGUCGAAAAAACCGAGGUGGUAUGCAACGAGGGUGACCAGGCGAUGCUGCAAGUGCAAAUUAACGGAUAUCCGAGGCCAGAUAUGAGAUGCACGUUUCAAGACGUUCCUAUUAAGCCCAGUUCAAAAUAUAAAAUUUAUCAUGAGAAUCACGAGCAUAUUCUUCUGUUGGUUAUUAAAGACGUACAGUUUGAGGAUGCCGGGAUCUACACCAUCAUGGCAGAAAAUGAAAUCGGGUUCGAUUCAGUUGAUAUUAAUUUGAAAGUUAUUAGGCAAAAGUAUCCGGUAUUGAAGUCUAAAAUUGAAGAUUUAUCUAUAAGUGUUGAUGAAAUUUUAAUUGUUCCGGUCAUAGUUGAUGGAAUUCCUACACCAGAAGUUGAAUUUUUAAAAGAAGGCAAACCAAUCUUGCAAAACGAUCAUAUACAGGUGGUAGAGAAUUAUCCGACAUUUACUUUGGUACUUAAGGACACCAAUUUAAAAGAUACAGGAGUUUAUUCUGUAAUAGCGACCAAUUGCCUAGCUCAAGUUUCCCAAUUCUGGGGCGUUUACGUUUACAGUAAGCCACGUUUCCUGCAAAAAUUAGGUUGCGAUCAAAUAGUGUCCCAGAACGUUACGGUGACUCUGAAAGCGAAAAUAGAGGCCGAACCUAGGGCCGCCAUAAAAUGGUACAAAGAUAACUUGCAACUGGUCAAUUCCAGAAAGAUCCUCAUCGAUGACGAGGAAGGUUUUUACAUUUUAAAGAUCAGGAAUGUUGGCAUCCAUGAUGCUGGUUUAUAUACAUUUAGAGCAAGCAAUGCACAUGGAGUUUGUGAAGAUACUGUUAGCAUUUUCGUGAAAAAGGCUCCUACUAUCGUGGAGUCUUUUGAUGAUGCUCUGGUACUGGAACAAGACGUUUUCCAUAUUAUCCAUAAUGUUGAAUUUACUAUAAAACUGGAGGUGUUUCCUAAACCGGAAGUGAAAUGGUACCUAGAUGGAGAUGAAAUCCUGGAUAAAAUUCCGGAAUUCACCAGAAUCCAAACUGACGACACUAUUAAGCUAAUUGUCAAUGAACCCACGACAGAACUCUCAGGAGAAUAUUUGUGUAGGAUAACAAAUGAGUGUGGUCAAGCUGAAGCUAGUGGGAGGUUAACAGUAAACUGCUCUCCAAGAUUAAUGGUGAGUCUAAACGAUCUCACCAUUGAAGAACAUUUCACUAUGACCUUAGAAGUGGUGGUUAGAGGUUAUCCUUCACCACGUUUCAAGUGGUUCAGGAACAAUCAGGAGAUGGAGCCUGACGAUCGGAUCCAGUUGGGCAUGGAGGCUUAUGGAAAGAAAAAAUACAAAAUAUUUUGCAAUAUUUAUGAUAUCUGUUAUGCCGAAAGAGGCGAGUACGAGGUCAUGGUCGAAAAUAAUUUCGGUUCUUUAAAGAGUAAAUGCCUGGUAAACGUGUUGACGAAACCGAUCAUUCUAGAAGCUGCAAUGCGCGACGCAGUAAUAAAAGAGGGUGACGACGUGACUUAUAACGUCAGGGCAUUCGGAAAUCCCGCACCGGAAGUAACCUGGUUAUGGGAAGGAACGACCAUUAAUCCCGCAGACAAGAAGGACUGGAAUAAAAUUAUUACGUCACAUAAUUUAAAUGAGUUUCGGUUGGGUAUAAGGAGAGCCAGGAUGGUGGAUGCUGGUGUUUACCAGUGCGUUCUGGAGAAUUGCGUUGGGACGGUCAGGCACAGGGUUGCUUUGGCAGUUUUACGUAGGAAAAACGACGAUUUGUGAAGUUUGUAUAAAUUUGUUUGUAUUGGGUAUAGGCUGAUUAAUAAAGAUUAAUUUUUGACAA